Molecule: messenger RNA, 1863 nt
Organism: Camellia sinensis
Lineage: Eukaryota; Viridiplantae; Streptophyta; Magnoliopsida; Ericales; Theaceae
Product: protein IQ-domain 26
Molecular function (GO): protein binding
Source: RefSeq, a predicted model, not a curated record
UGUAUUCUCUCUCUUAGGAUCUGUAAAAGUAGUACAUAAUGUGAAAGGAAAAAAAAAAACCUUAAAUUUCAAUGUCCUUUUUUUUUUCUUAUAAUUUUUUAACAGCUCUUUAAUGACAACUUAUACAUAAUAUGGAAAGAGCCUAGAUUCUGAGCUGUAACCGUGCUUUUUAACUCCAAUCUCCAACUGGGUAUUUUUCAAUUUCACUCUCUCUCUCUCUCUCUCUCUCUUGUUUUUUUAGUAUUCUCUCUCCCUCUCUCUCUACCAUUCUUCUCAGUGAGGAAAAUGGGUAGAGCAACUAGGUGGCUGAAGGGCUUGUUUGGGAUCAAGAAAGACAAAGAACAAAAGGAUAACUCGAACUCCGGCGACCGGAAAGACAGGAUGCGGGGGAGUUUCGGCCACUCGGGGAGAGACACCGGCGGAUUGUGUCAGAAUCCGGCGACCAUUCCACCGAACAUCACGGCAGCCGAGGCCGCUUGGCUGAGAUCUUUCUACAAUGACACUGAAAAGGAGCAGAACAAGCACGCAAUUGCAGUAGCUGCCGCCACCGCUGCGGCGGCAGAUGCGGCGGUCGCCGCCGCUCAGGCAGCCGUAGCGGUGGUUAGACUAACUAGCCACGGCAGAGGUACUAUGUUCGGCGGCGGCCAGGAGAAGUGGGCUGCCGUCAAGAUUCAGACUGUGUUUCGAGGAUAUUUGGCUAGAAAAGCAUUGAAAGCUCUAAAAGGACUAGUGAAAUUACAAGCACUUGUGAGAGGCUAUUUGGUGAGAAAACAAGCCACUGCAACACUUCAUGGUAUGGAAGCUCUUAUUAGGGCACAAGCCACAGUUCGUGCUCAAAAAACUCUUGGUGGCAAUUUCCACUCUCAUUUCCGAGCCCGAAAAUCGAUUGAAAGGUUUGAUGAUACAAGAAGUGAGUACAUUACAACAAUCCAUAGUAGAAGGCUCUCCGCUUCUUUUGAUACCACAAUAAAUCCAAAUGAUGAGAGUCCAAAAAUAGUAGAAGUGGACACAGGCCGACCCAAAUCAAGAUCCCGGCGGACCAACACCUCCUUGUCUGAUUUCAGUGACGACCAGUUUGGCCCAACACUCUCCUCACCCCUCCCGUGCCGGUUUCCAGCACGUUUAUCGAUACCCGAUAGCCGGAAUUUUCAUGAUUCCGCCAAUUGGGGCCUAACGUGUGAUGAGUGUCGGUUCUCCACCGCUCAAAGCACCCCUCGGUUCAUCAAUUCUAACGGGCCUAAUGGGCCUGUUACGCCAGCAAAGAGCAUUUGUGGCAGCAGUGUUUUCCGGUAUGCCGGUUUUCCGAACUACAUGGCGAAUACCCAAUCAUUCAAGGCCAAGUUGAGGUCUCACAGUGCUCCAAAGCAAAGGCCCGACCAAGGGCCCAAGAAGAGGCUUUCAUUGAAUGAAAUGUUGGAGUCAAGAAAUAGUCUAAGUGGGGUUAGAAUGCAAAGGUCAUGUUCACAAGCUCAAGAAGUGAUUAAUUUCAAGAAUGCAGUAAUGGGUAAGCUUGAAAGGUCUUCAUAGUGGGUCUCACCCCCCUAUCUGUCUCAUGUCUGUGUCGUAUUAUGUGAAACUAAAUAGUUAAAAAUGAAAUUAUUAUAUGUAAAGGAUGUGGGCAAAAUAAUAAUACUAUGUACUAGAAAAAAAAUGUCCGAAAACAAUGAAGUGAAAAAAGAAAAAAAAAAGAAAAAAAGGGGUGUGGGAGAGCUAGGCAGUGGUUUUUUAGGGCUUGAUAGAGCAUAAUACAAUGUGUGUAAAGUUAUAGGCAAGAUGUGAUUAGAGCCUGUUUUCAUUUCAGUUUAAUGUUGGUUUUUUACCAGUGAAAUCUAUAAUUAUUGAAUCUUUUUUGCUUUUGGCUAA